Molecule: messenger RNA, 815 nt
Organism: Porites lobata
Lineage: Eukaryota; Metazoa; Cnidaria; Anthozoa; Scleractinia; Poritidae
Source: the annotation of a GenBank genome assembly
AUGUUGGAAAGUAUUGCGAACUUUAUGAGGAUAAACCCACCGCCUCUCCCUCCCAUCGAGGUAAUUAUGUUUUUUGGCAUAAUAAAAAGCCCCUUACACACUAAUCCGGACAUGUUUAAUUGAAAUCAUGAUAAUCGUUUUACCCAGACCUGAAGCGGUCUUAAACUAAAACUGGAGAAAGGUUAAAAAAAGAUGCGGCUUCGAGUGAGGGAAUUAGGGGGUUCACUUGUUUCGUUGGGAUGCAAUUAUUGCCUAUUCUUGAAAACAAAAGAUGUGGUUUCUAAAAUAUGCGGAUUCAUGUCAGUGGAUCAGAAAUUGGCCCAAAAGAUAGCGAAUUAAGAUAUAAAAGAACUUAAGAGAUCUGUUCUAAGGUCUUUGUUUAUGGCAAAGAAUAGUCAAGAGAGAAUGAUUCUCUCUUGGAAUAGCAUCUCUUGAAACAGCUUAUUCUUUGUGCUAUUUCUUUAUGAUAGCUACAUUCAGUACCAAGCGAUCCCCGAAAUGCCGGAAUUUGUGCAUUCGCUAGUAGGGAUAUCGAGAGGGGAGAGGUGGUGGUAGAAUACGAUGGAGAAAGGGUGGAAAUGGAGGAAGCAGCUAGGAGAGAGGAGAGGUACGCCGAGGCAGGGAGGCCCUGCUCUCUUAUGGUUAUCGAGAGCGCAGGGCAACAAGUAGCGUAAGUACAUGUAGCAUUUCAAUAACAUCUUGGUUGCAACGUUGAACGUGUCUGAGUUCCUGCUACAAAAUAACAGUUAACUGCAUUCUUUUUUAUUUUCAGGAUCGACCCCUACAGAGGCAAUCAAGAACUAGAGAUACCAUGA